UGAGCCACUCUCCACUCAACUCGACUCCCCAACCCCUACACUAUUCUCAGUUCCAUUUCCAUACCCACCUCUCUCUCUCCCCCCCUCUCCCCUUCCUUCCUUUACUCUACUCUACUCUACCAAAACCAUUCUCUUUUCCCCACUCUCGCUCGCUAUCUCUCUCUGCAUAUGAAUAUGAUGGUAAAGUAACCGAAAAAAGUAGAGGAACGAAAAGGAAAGUAGAAAUAAUUCCGCCAUGAAUGCUUCCUUGCUUACUUGACACCCAUCUCUUUUUCUCUUUUUGAGUUGGCAUUUAUAGCGUAAACGAUACUGACCGAACAAGCAAACCAGUUGAAGACAUGGUUCAACUCCAGUAUCAAUGACUUCUUAUAUUGCUUUCAUCCAACUCUUUUGGCCCAAUUCGUCCCACAAAAUUUGUCGUUUUCUGUCAUCCGAAUUUUAUUUUUCCCACCAAGGAACAAUACCCAGAUUUGGAAAUCUGCUCUUGAGCUCAAAUGUCGGAGAAACCAUCUGUGCCGGGCCUCGAAGCCAUGCCAGUUUCUGAACUUUUCAAGAAAUUUAAGCGCUUGAGACUGUUUGAGCCGUCCGUGGGUGUUCUCGGAUUUGUCUGUAUUACUGUCUUUGUGAUUUGUUGCUUCUUCUACUUGGAUCACAGAACUGUGGCGAAAGGGUUAAUGUUUCCCGGCCAGUCGGGGAGGUUCAAGUGGUUGCAAUAUAAAGGGUCUGGUAAGGGCCCGAGCGUUGAGUUUCUUGAUAAAAAGGGCGACGGCUGUGACGUAUUUGUGGGGGAUUGGGUGUGGGAUGAGAACUAUCCUUUGUAUCAGUCCAAAGAUUGCAGAUUUCUAGAUGAAGGAUUCCGGUGCUCUGAGAAUGGGAGACCUGAUUUGUUUUACACCAAGUGGAGAUGGCAGCCCAAAUAUUGUAACUUGCCCAGGUUUAAUGCAAAAUUGAUGUUGGAAAAACUGCGAAACAAAAGGCUGGUGUUUGUUGGUGACUCAAUUGGGAGAAACCAAUGGGAGUCUCUCCUCUGCAUGCUCUCAUCUGCAGUUCUUAACAAGGAUUCAAUCUAUGAAGUAAAUGGCAGCCCGAUUACAAAGCACAAGGGAUUCCUGGUGUUCAAGUUUAAGGACUUCAACUGCACUGUGGAGUAUUACAGGUCUCCAUUUCUUGUAUUGCAGAGCAGGCCCCCUGCCAGAGCUCCCCAACAGGUAAGGACAACCUUGAAAUUGGAUCAAAUGGAUUGGAAUCAUGUGACAUGGAGAGAAGCGGAUGUGUUGGUGUUAAACACAGGGCAUUGGUGGAAUUAUGAGAAGACCACAAGAGGGGGCUGUUACUUUCAGGACGGUCCAGUGGUGAAGAUGGAUAUGAAUGUAGAACAUGCAUAUCAGAGGUCCAUAGAGACUGUGUUGCACUGGAUACACACUGAAUUAAAUUCAAGCAAGACCCAGGUUUUCUUUCGCACAUAUGCUCCUGUACAUUUCAGAGGAGGGGAUUGGAGGACUGGGGGAAACUGUCACUUGGAGACACUUCCGGAGCUGGGAUCCUCAUUGGUUCCUUCUGAUACUUGGGCACAUUUCAAACUAGCCAAUGAUAUAUUAUCAGCUCACUUAAACACAUCACGAGUUAUGAGAUUUGAUGUAUUGAAUGUAACUCAUAUGACUGCACGUAGAAAAGAUGGGCAUUCAUCUUUAUAUUAUCUGGGUCCGGAUAUAGGCCCUGCACCUGUCCAUCGCCAGGAUUGCAGUCAUUGGUGUCUACCUGGAGUCCCUGAUACAUGGAAUGAGCUACUCCAUGCACUCCUCCUUAAGCAUGAGGCUAAUCGCUCCUGGAACUCAACAUAGUAUCAGAUGCGUGUAUGACUGGUGAAGAAAACUUCUUAUUUAUAUGUAAAAAGGUGGACGUUUUAUGCAAUGGUAACUCAAGUUUCCAGAAAGAAACAAAAGAACUAAAGAAAACAGACACUUCGACAGUUACAAGAGUUUUGCGGGUCUAAGAUUUUGGAUUUUGAUACGGAGAUCAGAUUACGAGGAGGAUAUCAGAAUUUUAGUUGGAUAAAAGAGUUCCAAUUUAGGGCUCAGAUGGUUGAGCAAUGAUUUCUUCAGACUUGACACUGUAAAGAAACAUUCAGGGUAUUUUCUUUUGCUUUUCUCAGGUGGCAUAAUUCUUUGGGGAAAGAUAUGUAAUUUACAAAAAAUUUGUUCAUAUGUUAUUUACUUGUACCAA
Messenger RNA from Carya illinoinensis, 2223 nucleotides. RefSeq names its product protein trichome birefringence-like 10. Gene Ontology annotation, cellular component: Golgi apparatus. Lineage: Eukaryota; Viridiplantae; Streptophyta; Magnoliopsida; Fagales; Juglandaceae. The coding region runs from base 495 to 1841 and encodes 448 amino acids. The record is from RefSeq and is a predicted model, not a curated record. Gene Ontology annotation, molecular function: O-acetyltransferase activity. The transcript has 4 exons.